AGUUGGAUAACCUUAUACAGUAAAACCGGUUGCAAUAUUGAAAAACGUUGUGUUAAAAUAUGUUUCUAGUUUUAAUUUGAUAUGUUCGCCAACUACACAUCGGAUAAAUUGGUUGCCUAAUUAAAAAUAAAAGAUUUUAAUUUAAAAAAUGUCGAUAAAAUCGCGACCUACAUACUCUACAUAGUAGAUUAUUGUCACAAAUGACAUUUAUAGGUUAAGUAUAAUUAAAAGAUCUUUAAUAUUUUGUAAAAAAAAUAGCGGUGAACUUCAUUUCUUGAAUAUAUGGUAUAAAGUUUACAUAAAAGGACCGGUCCCAAAAUGACGACGAAUUUAGCAAGAACAUUUUUAAAAUCUUGCGUGAAAUCAAUAGUUGUGAGAAACCAACAAAUUCGAUCGAAUUCAACGUUUAAAUCUGCAGUUAUAAAACAGAUGAAGUAUCCAUUUACUAUUGAGGAAACGCGACAGCGUAAAUUAGAUAAAAGUGAGGUUAGAAUACAAGUAAAAUAUUGCACUUUAAACUCUACGGAUGUUGAGAAUUUUCGAACGGAGUUUAGAGAAGAGCCUUUUACACCUGGUUAUGAGUUAUCUGGUAAAGUAGUUGAGGUUGGAAAAAAUGUUGCUAAAGACCAGAUCAUGGUUGGAGAACAAGUAGCUGCAUUAUCUUUUAAAAAUUAUGGUGGAUAUGCUGAUGAAUGUAUUGUGGAUGUAUCUGAUUGCUUUAGAUUACCAGCUAAUGUUAAUCUUAAAGAUGCUCCAAUUUUUCUUUGUGGGCAUUCAUCGGCUGUUUAUGCAUUUUCUAAAUUAAGACUACUGAAAGAAAAUGAAAUGGUCUUAAUUUCUGCUGGUACAGCCGGAUUUGGAUUAGCUGCUAUUGAUGUUGCUACUCAUAUGUAUAAAGCAAAGGUAAUUGCUGUUACUGAUUCAGAGAAAAGAAAUGAUUUUGUUCGAGAAGAAGGAGCAUUUGGAACUGUCACAUUUUCACCAAGUGUAAAAAGGCAAAUAAUGGAAUUAACAAAGCAAAAAGGGGCCGAUAUUAUUUAUGAUGCGGUUGGUGCUCACAUGUUUAGCAUUUUGGGUCAAUGUGUUGCUAGAAAUGGAGUAAUUUUCCAUGCAGCUCCAAUAAUUUGCAGCGAAAUUCCAAUUCCCCCACCAAACAUAUUUGUGGCAAUGAUUUGCAUGAAAACUUUAAGAACCCAAGAUCCCGCUUUAUACAAAACUUUAAUUAAUGAUACUUUAGAAUUGGCUCAUGAAGGAGUUUUUACUCCUCAUAUUGCAAGUACGUUUCCUUUAGAAAAAAUAAAUGAUGCUAUUAAAUUUAUAGAUGAGGGUAAACAUAUUAGUAAAGUACUUAUUGAAAUGAACACUUAGGAUUUAUUUAUUAAUUAAGAUUAAAACCUUUAUAUACUUUUUUCUUUUUAUUAGUCUUGUCAAACAUUAUAUUAAUGUGUGAUUGUAAAUAAAUAUUUAUAUGAUGGUAAGAUAAAUAUAACAUGAAAUCUAUGAGGCAAAA
Onthophagus taurus is the source of this 1510-nucleotide messenger RNA. RefSeq names its product quinone oxidoreductase-like protein 2. Gene Ontology annotation, cellular component: mitochondrion. Gene Ontology annotation, molecular function: oxidoreductase activity. The record is from RefSeq and is a predicted model, not a curated record. NCBI's taxonomy places the organism in Eukaryota, Metazoa, Arthropoda, Insecta, Coleoptera, Scarabaeidae.